Molecule: messenger RNA, 4080 nt
Organism: Candoia aspera
Lineage: Eukaryota; Metazoa; Chordata; Lepidosauria; Squamata; Candoiidae
Gene: CTC1
Product: CST telomere replication complex component 1
Exons: 23
Coding region: 267-3905 (1212 amino acids)
Biological process (GO): telomere maintenance via telomere lengthening; positive regulation of DNA replication
Cellular component (GO): CST complex
Molecular function (GO): single-stranded DNA binding; telomeric repeat DNA binding
Source: RefSeq, a predicted model, not a curated record
UACAGCCUAUUGUGUCUACCUACUCACUGCGGUUUGCAAAUCAUCCUUCUUUCCUGACUAAACUCCCUGCGUCUCACCAAGGACGUCACUGAGCACAAGCGUCAGCACGAAAUAACGUGAGGGACGGCCUUCCAACGUCCAGAAGGGGCGGGCGGACGAGCUGGCCGCUCCUGCUUCGAGAAAUUCGCGCCUCGAGGUUCUCUUCAGAUGCCUUCGCGAGUUGUGCAGGUUACGCUUCCCGCUUUGCAAAGCGAGGGCAGCAAGACAUGGAGAGCUGCCCCCAGCAGUCAUUGAAGCGUCCCUGGCGCCCGGAUCGCAGCAGCUCAUCGCGUGCCUGCAGCAUUAUUUCCAUCUCUGACCUUCAGUCCCAACAUGCACCUUGCUGUAGCCGUCUAACCUGGAGCUCUGAUGAAUUCAGAGAAUGGAUCCACCAGAAUGAAGGUGUUUUGCCUGAUCAGAAAUAUUUUGAACAAACUUCCUUGAUGCUCAUUGGCUACUUGAGAAAUGAAAAACCUGGGAGAAAAGCUAAGAUGAUGGAUGGGAGUGUGUAUCUGCAAGAUAACACUGGAGCACUGCCCUGUGUGUUCCUGCAUUUUAAGCUUGAGUGGCUAGAACAUCUGUCACUGUUCCCUAGUUGGAUAUAUGUUCCCCAGAUAGGCCAGAGCACAGCUGGAUAUCUGGAGAUCCUAGAAGAGCCAAUUCAAGUACUGUCUGGACCAGAGAAGAUUCUUAAUACCAUCCCUAUUUUCUAUCCUGGAACAGCUGCAGAACUGCUCAGUGCCAGGCCUCAAAAUAAGAAAACAGCAAAGGUGAAUGUGGCAGGUGAACUGUCCAGGCUGACCAGUAUUCUCUAUUUCCACCAGAAGACUUUCUUCUUCCUCUUCCUGAAAUGUUUUAGUUCUGCUGCUUGUGUCCCAGUGGUAGUACAAAAGACUCCCCAUUUGGUUUGGCAUCAUGCACUACAGCUGGGGCACAAAUAUGUCCUAACUAACUUGAAGGUAUCUUGCCUCAAAAGUGCUGGACAGAACAUUUUCAGAACUACCUCUUCCUCAUGCCUUCUACCGUACUGCAUAGAACAAACAAAGGAACAGUUUCUGGAUGUAACUUCACAAGGAAGAUCAAUGGAAUCUGUUUCCACUAUGCUUUAUAUGCAGUCUAAGAGCUUAUUGAAAUUGCAGGAGGAAAAAAUGAUACUGGAUCAUCUUAGAAAAUCCACACUCAUCUCAUAUACAGGCACUAUCACCCAAGUGUUAAAUGCCCAAGCUGGCCUCUAUGAACUAGAUAACAAAUACACGCUUUGUCUUGCUUAUCGGCAGAUGUUGAAUUCUGGCUGUGGAUUCCGACCAGGAGCAUGCGUAGAGCUCCGAGAUGUCCACCUUAUGGAGAAGCCUUUAGCUACUUCCCCUGACGUUCUUGGAGCUUGUCUACGUACUACCAUUGUGCUAAAGAGUUUUUCAGCAUACAGUGUAUUACAUCAACCUGUAAACUGCUUUGGAAAUCAUUAUCAGCAACUACUCGUGCACUGUAAUCUAAGCCUGCCACUCUAUCUUUAUCUGGUCAACUUGCUGGACAUAUUUGAACAAAGGUUCCGUUAUUUCACUCAGCCCCAAAAGUUGCUGCUUUGCUUUAGCCAUCAGUCUCAAGGGCCAGUAGAGAAGUUUAUUGUUCCUAUUCUGAAUUCCCUGCUGCUACCCAAGAAGCAGGAAAGAAACCUCUAUGUAGAGAUCCUGGCAGAAAAGCACCAUUGUCUCCUAGACCAGUACCAGAUUCUGGAGCCACCAUGUCAAAUUCCACAUUUCAUCCAACUGUAUAGUAUGGUUGAGAAGAGCUGCCAGGACAGUUGUGGUCCAAUACAGCAGUUGCAUUCUGCCUCAAAGAUCUGCAACCUAAAUAUCCAGGAACUAAAUUGCAGAAUGGCCCAGAACUACUGUAUUUUGUCUGCUGAAUGUUUUCAGCCUCCACUGGUUUUGCUUGGGGUGCUGAAGUAUUCCAGUAGUGGUUCCCUCCAAUUACAAGACAGAAGUCAUGGGCUUCCUUGUAUAAUAUUCCACAAGGAUGGCAGACCGUUCACUGAUACAUCGCUUAUAGGGUGCCUCCUCCAAGUGGAUCUUUUUCAGCUUAUAAUAGAGCAGUUUCCUCAAAAUAACUUCUCUUCUUCACAACAGCCAAUUACAACCAAGCAUAUAAAGGAAAAGAAAAUAAGGCUUUAUGCACAGUUUUAUUUUGAGGAUGUGACAGUUCUCCAUAUUCCUGAGAAGAGAGCCAAAAAGAGUCCCACUGUCUGUGGACAGACCUCCUCUGACAUGAAAGAGAAUGGCAGCUCAGCAGCUGAUCUGAGACCCUCAGUAAGGAAAGUUUCAAAUGUGGGAAUAGAAGAACCAGAUGCCAGGGAGCCAGAACAUGUCGAGAACAGCACUGGGAAGAUCGCCGGUGUGUCUCGUCUAUUUUUGCUGAUUCAAAAGGAAGGACUUGCGUGGCGCAACUAUCUCCAGAAUUCAGAAGGCAAGUCUGGAGAUGGGCAGGCAGUGCAACUCUGCUUUCAGGCCACCGUUUUAUGGAUGGGCCAACCUAAGCUAUGCAACAGUCUUGGAGAAAGUGAAGAACAGGAGGAGCUCAAGAUUACCAAUUUUGAAGAUACCAGUGAAGCCCAGCAGAAAGUACUGUUCCUGUUCCUGAAGAACUCCCUGCGCUGGUUCCCAUUUCUACAUACUGAGCAUCUGUACCAGCUCAUUCUACCUCAGUGCACGGAUUUGGAUGCUUUUGACAAAAUGUGCUCCUCACUGGCUCCAGGAAACAAAUUAAAUUUGAGCUGUUCCUUCUUUCUGCCCUUCCCAGAUGGGGCCUAUGUGCAUCAUGUGAGACAGAUUUCUCAGCCCGAGUCAGACAUGUUAGAAAAGGAACAAAAAAUAUUCUCCAUUGCAGAAAUACUCAGUCUGAGCUUCAAAGGCUCUCUGGUCUGUUUUUCUGGAGAGAUAAUGGAAAGGACUUUAUGUGACUCUCGUUUUGGAAAGAAGUCAGAUGUCUGUGCUCAGAAGAAAGUUAACCAUUGGAAAGAAUGUAGCCUGUUGCCCUGGAAUUAUUCUGUGAAGCUGAGCAUAGCUCCUGCAUUUGAUUCUUCGAUUCUUCUGGAUGUCUAUAUUCAAGCUGCUUUUGUGCCAUAUCUUUGGGGUUUGUUGCCUGGAGCUAGGAUUGUGUUUCAGGAUCUACAGUACAAAAUUUCCAGAUUUGGGAACGUGUAUUGUGUUUUCAUUGCCUCUAGUGAUGUGUGUGUUCUGAUUCCUCCACCUCAGAAUUCUCCACAGCAUCUGGAUUCCAUCUCUAAGUUUUCAGCAGGAUAUUUAUCCAAUUUACUGCUUCGGCCUCUCCACCUGGGCCUAGCACAAGUCACUUGCCAUUUGACAUGUGUCCUAUCUUUGUCCAUGUACUGGUCCUGCAACAACAUCUCCACAGAGGGAAGACCCAACGAAUAUAACACCUCUUGCUUGUCACAUACAGGAAUUAUUAACGCUACAGCUAAAAUCCUAGUAGAAGAUGGAACAAAUGAGGCUGUGGUAUUUUGCAAGAACCAGCAGGUGCAACAAGUGUUGGGUUUGAGCCCCAAGGAAUGGGAGGUCUUGCAAAAUCAUAUUCAGAUUAAGGGAAGUAUUUGCAUUCAGCAUAAUGAAAUUAGCACAGGAGCUAGGAUACUGGAAGAGCAUGAAGAUCUGCUCACACAGUAUUUGAGAAACUUAUGCAGAAGUCCAGUUGUCUGUCGGUCCAUAGUGUUGGCUUUCAGAGUGGAUAGGAAAUCUUUUAAGGCAGGGUCGGGACAAUUGAGGAGGUUUUUCUGUAACGAAUUAGAGUUCUUAAGCCAGGUGAGGAAUCGACCAAACUUGUUAUGUCUUAACAUCCAGGAGACAAUCUGAGGAAUGGGAAGAGGAGAAAGCCUCACUCCUCUGGAGGAGUUUGUGUAAUUCUGCUUUGUGUAUGUAUUUUAGUUUUGGAGAUACGAUUAUAGUUAAUAAGCCCAAAUGCAAAGGGUAUUGUUACAAACAUUAAAAUGUGAACAUUUCUUAUUAAAAAUAAUCUAGCUCUUGUUUU